UUUGGACCUUCUUCGAUGCUUCGCAACUAAUCACCCAAAGUCUCUUUGGUCACGGUGGCUGUACAACCCGCCCAUUUCCCUAUUGUUACGUCUUCACGGGAUACCUCCCGUACCACCUAGCGAGGAUGGGCGACAUAUACUCGGAGGCCGAGUUGGAGCGACUUGGUCGCAUGAGGCCGACCAUCUUCCCCAAUAUGCUAUCAGAACUUGGGUUUUGCUUUUCCCUCGUGCUCUCACAAAUCAUGGCGGAAUACUUUAUCUCCGGUUUCAAUGUUCUGUUGCCCUCUUUGGCCGAGGGACUGGACAUUCCGGAAGCCUCAUCUAGCUGGCCGUCCAGUGCUUUUGCCUUGACGGCGGGUGGCUCGUUGCUCUUCUUCGGCCGUCUAGCCGAUCGCUAUGGAGGGUUUGUGGUCUUCGCGGGAGGCUUGGCCUGGCAUCUGGUCUGGUCGCUUGUGGCCGGUUUCGCGAAGAACGCCCUUAUGAUGUAUUUCUGUCGAGCGCUACAGGGCUUUGGCCCUGCUGCCUUUCUCUCAGCAGGGAUCAUGCUCUUGGGUACUACCUAUCGCCCGGGUUGGCGGAAAAAUUUGGUAUUCAGUAUCUACGGCGCCUGCGCUCCCAUCGGCUUUGUUGCUGGGAUCUUUGUGUCCGGCAUGACCGGGCAAUUUCUUGACUGGCGCUGGUACUUCUGGAUCGGGACGAUGCUGCUCUUCCUUGCCCUGAUUGCAGCUGUGCUCUCUGUCCCAGCCAGCAUCCGCCGCAAGCCUCCGCAUCCUGACAUGCCUAUCGAUUGGGCUGGCGCCGGUCUUUUCUUCUGCAGCCUUGUGCUGAUCUUUUUCGCUAUCAACGAUUGCGGUCAUGCACCCGACGGCUGGCGCACUCCCUACGUGUAUGUCACGUUGAUUGUGGGCUUUUUUGUGCUGCUGGCUGCACUGUACGUCGAAGGUUGGGUGGCCAAGGAGCCGCUGCUUCCUCUUAGUCUCUUCCGCAUCCCCCAAUUAUCGUCCCUCCUCCUCGGACUGUUCUGUUUCUACGGCGUGUUUGGCAUCUGGCUGCUGUACUGUGUGGAGUACAUGGAGAAUAUCAUGCAUGCAUCGCCGCUGCUCGUAGUGGCGUACUUUGUACCUUUCGCGCUGGGUGGCAUCUUCUUCAGUCUGAUUGGGGGCUUAUUCCUGCAUGUUCUUCCGGGUACGGUUCUUCUGGUAAUCUCCGGGAUUGGAUGGCUAAUGGCACCGCUGCUGUUCGCCAUCAUGCCGCACGGGGCUAGCUACUGGCCUUAUGUGUUCCCGGCCAUGAUCUGCGGCACCUUGGGCAUGGAUGUCACCUAUAAUGUCACCAAUAUCUUCGUGACCACUUCUCUUCCCGAGCGACAACAAGGGCUGGCCGCCGCCGUCGCCAACAGCGUUCUGUUCCUGGGCAUCAGUUUCUGGCUGGGGUGGGGUGACUUUACCUCGGCGCAGGUCCAUGGAGACUUGCGCGCGAGAUACCAGGCUGCACUUUGGAUGGCCGUGGGGCUGGCCGGGUUGGGACUGAUCAUCAUGGUUCUCUUCGUAAAGAUCAAGCCCGCCAAGAGUGAAGUGACGGUGGAUGAGAAGGAGGGGGGCUCGGCAGGCUCGGGAGGCUCGGGAGACACGGAGUUGAUGCCGAAGCAGGAGACAGACAUUGGAGUAAAUGGACGGGAUGGGAAUGACCUGCAAUAA
Aspergillus vadensis CBS 113365 is the source of this 1697-nucleotide messenger RNA. RefSeq names its product drug resistance protein. Gene Ontology annotation, biological process: transmembrane transport. The record is from RefSeq and is a predicted model, not a curated record. The coding region runs from base 126 to 1697 and encodes 523 amino acids. Gene Ontology annotation, cellular component: membrane. Gene Ontology annotation, molecular function: transmembrane transporter activity. NCBI's taxonomy places the organism in Eukaryota, Fungi, Ascomycota, Eurotiomycetes, Eurotiales, Aspergillaceae. The transcript is spliced from 2 exons.